CUUGGAGCUAGCGAGAGGGUGGCCGCCAGCGGAGGCGGGAGUAAGCCGGAAGGAGAGCAUCCAUCUACCUCCCCGGCCUCUUUCAGCCCCAGCACGUCUCCUACAAGCAUUCGGGCUGGGGCUGCUGAUCCUGGAGCCGCAGAGCUGCGCCCCAAGGCCGGCCGUCGGCUGUGAAGGGACAGGGCUGGGCCCGCACGCUGCUGCCGCCUCCUCUAGGCCACCCUCAGCCCUAGGGACCGAGCACCCUGGUUCCUACUGAUCCCUGCCAAACGCCCCAGCCUCAACGCCUCUCCGCCUUCCAUCCCCAGACAAUAGCUAUGGCCACUAAGAAAAACUCCAAGAGUUCCGAAUUAGUUUUCGGUGGGAAAUACAAGUUGCUGAAGAAGAUCGGGGCCGGCUCCUUCGGGAAAAUCUACCUGGCGGUCAACGUUUCCAACGGCGAGGAGGUAGCGGUGAAGCUGGAGUCUCAGAAGGCCCGGUCCCCCCGGCUACUGCACGAGAGCAAGCUCUACAAGGCCCUUCAGGGUGGAGUGGGCAUCCCCCACAUCCGCUGGUAUGGCCGGGAUAAAGGCUACAACGUGCUGGUCAUGGACCUCCUGGGCCCCAGCCUCGAAGACCUCUUCAAUUUCUGCUCCCGCAAGUUCACCAUGAAAACCGUGCUCAUGUUGGCCGACCAGAUGAUCAGUAGACUCGAAUAUGUGCACGCAAAGAACUUCAUACACAGAGACAUCAAACCAGAUAAUUUCCUCAUGGGCACUGGACGUCAUUCCAAUAAGUUAUUCCUUAUUGACUUUGGUUUGGCCAAAAAGUACCGAGAUACCAAAACCAAGCAGCAUAUUCCCUACAGAGAAGAUAAAAAUCUCACUGGCACUGCCAGGUAUGCCAGCAUCAAUGCACAUCUUGGCAUUGAGCAGAGCCGUGGGGAUGACAUGGAGUCCCUAGGGUAUGUGCUCAUGUAUUUUAACAGGACCAGCUUACCCUGGCAAGGACUCAAUGCCGCAACAAAGAAGCAAAAGUAUGAAAAGAUAAGCGAGAAGAAAUUGUCCACUUCUGUUGAAACUUUGUGUAGGGGGUUCCCAGCAGAAUUUGCCAUGUAUCUCAACUAUUGCAGGGGUCUACGAUUUGAAGAAGCACCAGAUUAUUUGUACCUGAAACAACUAUUUCGUGCCCUUUUCAAGACUCUGAACCAUCAAUACGAUUAUACAUUUGAUUGGACAGCAAUAAAACAGAACAUGGCCCAGUCAGCAGCCUCAUCUAGUGGGCAGGGUCAGUAGGUCCCUUAGGGAUUUCUAAGCAUGAAGAGAACAGAUGAAAUAGAGCAGAUCAUUGGAGCAGAAUUUAAAGCUCCCCAAACAUAGAAGUUUAAUUUGUAGGUGCACUUGCCAGUGGUUGUGAGCAACCAUUUACUUCAUGUAAAGAAUUUAAUUUCAGUAUAAACUGGCUCUGGGAAGUUGUAGCCACCAUAAUUGUGAAUAUCAACUGAAAGAAUGAAACAUGGUGUCCAGUUUUUUUUGUUUCAUUUUUUUAAGUGAAAAAAAUUAAAUGGUUGACACAAGUGAUGGAGAAAUUGUGAAUAUGCCUUUUUUGUUACCUGUUCAGUUUGAAAAUGUACUGCUUUGAGAUCUCAUUUUUGAAGAUUUCAUGAACAAUCUUUAGCAACAGUUUUGACAUUUUGGUAAUUGUAAAUAUUCACAAUUGUGCACUUUGAGGGUUUUUCUCUCUGGGGUUUGAAAGUUGUUAAUUUAAACCUUUUCAAUGACUUCUUUGUGCAUGCUAACUGACAUGGUAACAACCGAAGAUUACAGUUUUAAAAUACAUGAAAGACUCUGCUUACUGUGCUAGAAACAACAGCAUAUAAAGUGAAGAUUUAAAA
Antechinus flavipes (yellow-footed antechinus) is the source of this 1873-nucleotide messenger RNA. Its product is annotated as casein kinase I-like. Bases 318 to 1274 code for a protein of 318 amino acids. Lineage: Eukaryota; Metazoa; Chordata; Mammalia; Dasyuromorphia; Dasyuridae. Gene Ontology annotation, cellular component: cytoplasm; nucleus. The transcript has a single exon. The record is from RefSeq and is a predicted model, not a curated record. Gene Ontology annotation, molecular function: protein serine/threonine kinase activity; ATP binding. Gene Ontology annotation, biological process: negative regulation of canonical Wnt signaling pathway; peptidyl-serine phosphorylation; signal transduction.